GUGCAAAUGGUGCCUCUGGACCUGGGGCAGUCUGGAGCAGUAUAAAAGCAUGUCCAACAGCAGGCUUCCUCAUCGACUUCUCUUGCCUUCUCCUCCUUCGUGAACAAGGUGCACCUCCAUCCCACAGCCAUGUCCUGCUAUGAUCUGUGCCGUCCCUGUGGCCCGACCCCUCUUGCCAACAGCUGCAAUGAGCCCUGUGUGCGGCAGUGCCAGGACUCCCGUGUGGUGAUUGAACCGUCUCCUGUGGUGGUUACCCUGCCGGGCCCCAUCCUCAGCUCCUUCCCCCAGAACACCGCCGUGGGAUCCACCACCUCUGCUGCUGUUGGCAGCAUCCUGAGUUCUGAGGGAGUGCCCAUCUCCUCUGGGGGCUUCGGCCUCUCUGGCUUUGGUGGCCGGUACUAUGGCAGAAGGUGCCUGCCCUGCUAAAGCCAAAGUGGACAUCCAGUGAGUGCAUCAACCGGGAAGCCUAAAGCCAGGUGCCAAACUGAGGAUGGAGCUGCUGGCUAGGGUUUCCAGAUGGGCUGAGCACCCUCAUGCCCUCCUGCAGACCAGAGAGGGAAGGCAGGGUGCCAGCCUUUACUGUCUCUAAACACAGUCAACAGAUAUAUUCUUCUCUCGCUUUUUUCGCUGCAUCAUGAAUCCUUGUUGUCUCCUGCUGUCCUGUGCCAUGGGUUCAUCCAGAA
Messenger RNA from Oxyura jamaicensis (ruddy duck), 683 nucleotides. RefSeq names its product feather beta keratin. Bases 130 to 426 code for a protein of 98 amino acids. The record is from RefSeq and is a predicted model, not a curated record. NCBI's taxonomy places the organism in Eukaryota, Metazoa, Chordata, Aves, Anseriformes, Anatidae. Gene Ontology annotation, molecular function: structural constituent of cytoskeleton. Gene Ontology annotation, cellular component: intermediate filament. The transcript has 2 exons.